Jaculus jaculus (lesser Egyptian jerboa) is the source of this 2256-nucleotide messenger RNA. It is a transcript of the gene Mapk15, whose product is annotated as mitogen-activated protein kinase 15. Gene Ontology annotation, cellular component: nucleus; cytoplasm. The record is from RefSeq and is a predicted model, not a curated record. The coding region runs from base 79 to 1926 and encodes 615 amino acids. The transcript is spliced from 12 exons. NCBI's taxonomy places the organism in Eukaryota, Metazoa, Chordata, Mammalia, Rodentia, Dipodidae. Gene Ontology annotation, molecular function: ATP binding; MAP kinase activity. Gene Ontology annotation, biological process: intracellular signal transduction; protein phosphorylation.
GCCGCCGCGGGUUCCCAAGCCAACGGAUCAACAGGUCUGGCUCGGGAGCGACCCUGGAGCCAUCGCCCACCGGUGGUCAUGUGCGCCGCGGAGGUGGACCGCCACAUUGCCCAGAGAUACCUGCUCAAGCGGCGGCUGGGGAAAGGGGCCUACGGCAUCGUGUGGAAGGCAGUGGAUCGGAGGACUGGUGAGGUGGUAGCCAUCAAGAAAAUCUUUGAUGCCUUUAAGGACCAGACAGAUGCCCAGAGAACUUUCCGGGAAGUCAUGCUUCUGCAGGUGAGCAGCCCAGGCCACACUGCCUGGGCCCUCUGCAGAUGCACAUCCCUGCAGACAAGGGAGAGCCUGCUCCAGCACCCUCUGCACAGCUUUGGCUUCCACAGCAGCCUCUCUUUCCAGGCGUUUGGGGACCAUCCCAACAUCAUCCGUCUGCUCCAUGUGAUCCCAGCGGAGAAUGACAAGGACAUUUACCUGGUGUUUGAGUCCAUGGACACUGACCUGAAUGCAGUCAUUCAGAAGGGCAGACUCCUGGAAGACAUCCACAAGCGCUGCAUCUUCUACCAGCUCCUGCGGGCCACCAAGUUUAUCCAUUCAGGGCGUGUCAUCCACAGGGAUCAAAAGCCAUCCAAUGUUCUCCUGGAUGCUUCCUGCCGGGUGAAGCUUUGUGACUUUGGCCUGGCCCGCUCCCUGAGUGACCUCCCUGAGGGGCCAGAAGGCCAAGCCCUAACAGAGUAUGUGGCCACACGCUGGUACCGAGCUCCAGAGGUGCUACUGUCCUCGAGAAGGUAUACCCCUGGGGUGGACAUGUGGAGCCUGGGCUGCAUCCUGGGAGAGAUGCUGCGAGGGCAGCCACUGUUCCCAGGCACAUCCACCCUCCACCAGUUGGAGCUGAUUUUGGAGACCAUCUCACCGCCCUCCAUUGACGAGCUCCAGGCCCUUGGCUCAGGCUACAGUGCCUUGAUUCUGCACAGCCUGGGAUCCAGGCCACGGCAGACGCUGGACGCCCUCCUGCCUCCAGACACGCCCACAGAAGCGCUGGAUCUGCUAAGGCGACUCCUGGUGUUUGCCCCGGACAAGCGGCUCAGCGCGGCACAGGCGCUGCAGCACCCUUACGUUCAGAGAUUCCACUGCCCCGACCGCGAGUGGACACGGGGCUGCCACGUGCGGCUCCCGGUGGACGAAGGAGCCAGGCUCUCAGCAUCGCAGUAUCGCAGCCAUCUUUACCAGAUGAUCCUGGGGCGCAGGGGGAACCGGCGCAGCCGGCAGGAGGAGAACCCCGGGGACGCCGCCGGGUGCCCAGAGCCUAGGGUCGCCCCGGCCCGCAAGCUUCCGCUCCAGCCCGGAUCUCUCCUUCAAGCCUCUGCGCAGACACCUUCCAGGAGGCGUGCGCCCAGGUCUCAGAGCGGCUCCGGGCGUAACCCCGAGCGCGUGGAGGUUCCCUCGCCGAGCGCAGCCCCCCUGCGCCAGUUUCCUCCAGACAGCGGGGAAAGGCCCCCAGGCGCCAUCGCUGACCCUCCCUUGGCACCCUCAGGGGUGAGUCGAGGUGCUGUGAGCGCGGUUGAGCCCUCCCACACUGCCGCAUUUUUGAGUCACCUCGUCGUGCGCGCCUUCCAGGUGAAGCCAAGUGUGAAGGUGGUGGAGCCCUCCUUGACCCUGCAGGCUGCGGCCCAGGCGGCCAAUCAGGCCCUGGUCCGCAGUGACCCUGGCCGGGGUCGUGGGCCCAAGGCAGCUGCUCUCCGAAGGGGGCCUUCCCGCCAGCCCCAGGAGGCUAUGGAGCCCAGGCCAGGCAGAAGGAUGUUUGGCACCUCCGGCUUACAGGGGGCCCAGGGCGCUGCCAGAGCUGUGCUUGGUGGCUACUCCCAGGCCUAUGGGACUGUGUGCCGCUCUGCCCUGGACCACCUGCCCCUGCUUCCUGGACCGCGUGCGUGACCACCACCGACCUGCCCACUGUGACCAGCGCUUUCCCUCAGGCCCCACGGCAACUCCCUCCUUUGCCCCUCUAUAUUUCCACUCUGGGAAGACUCUUUGAGCCUCACUCCCUCUUGGGGAAGCAGACAGAGGUUCCCACCCCAGAUCCAAGAAUUACCUCAAAUAAAACCUUGUUUGUCCCAGGCCAGGUAGCCCUCUUUCACCCACUCCUGUCUGAGGCUCCCUUCCUAGGCCACAGCCUCCUUUGAGAACCCCCUACCUUACUGCUCUCUUGAGUGCUCAUUCCCAUGUGUAGGUCCUGUAUCCAGUAAAAGUUAAGUGGGUCUGGUC